AAAAAAAUUUGUUGAAAAUGAUCUGAAAAAACCCUAACGAUUCUUCCCAAUUUCGCUUCUCUGGAAUCGAAAAUCUUCGAUUUCGAUUUUUGUUAUCCUUUCAAUCCCCAAAAUCACCUGAAUCUCUCCUAAUCGCUGAUCGGAGCUCUGUUUUUCGAGGUUUAGGGUUAGGGUUUGCUCUCCAUGGGUGGUGGCGUCGCCGGCGAGCACGGUGAGUCGAGCGCCACCGGCAUCGGCGGCGGUUUGGCCAUUGUCCACGUUCGGUCCUCCAACGGGUCAAAGAUCUCUGUGGAGACGAACCUCGACGUCAACGUUGGGGAUUUCAAGGUUGUUCUGGCGGGGAAGUGCGACGUUCUGGCGGAGCAACAGCGUCUGAUAUAUAAAGGCCGGAUCCUGAAGGAUGAGCAAACCCUAGCCAGCUAUGGUUUGGAGUCAGACCAUACUAUCCAUUUGGUUCGUGGUUUUCCUGCACCUAGUGCAUCAACUGAUCGAGCUGCAUCCAACCUUGGACUUUCAAGGGAUCCUGAUCGCAAUUCCCGGCGUUCGGGCACUCUUCUUGCAGAGCUCUUUGGAAAUGGGGGUUCGAGUUCAUUUGGAUCUGGAUUUUCAGGAUUUGAUCAGGUGGAGCAGCAAUUAACCGAGAAUCCUAACAUGAUGAGAGAGAUAAUGAACAUGCCUGUUCUUCAGAAUCUGAUGAACAACCCUGAUAUUGUGAGAAACUUGAUCAUGAACAAUCCUCAAAUGCGAGAGAUUAUAGACCAAAAUCCUGAUCUUGCACAUGUACUUAAUGACCCUAGCACCCUUCGCCAAACUUUGGAAGUGGCAAGGAAUCCUGAACUGAUGCGAGAAGUCAUGAGAAACACAGACAGGGCAAUGAGCAAUAUCGAAUCUUCUCCAGAGGGAUUUAACAUGCUCCGGCGCAUGUAUGAGACUGUUCAGGAACCAUUCCUGAAUGCCACUACGAUGGCUGGUGACUCGGCAAGUAAUUUAGGAUCUAACUCAUUUGGAGACCUUUUGGAGCACCAAACGGCUGUACAAUCCAACAUUUUAUCAGCUAACCCUUCACCUACUAAUUCAGAUGCAACAAUUGCAUCUUCCACCCCUAAUACCAACCCUCUACCCAAUCCAUGGGCCCGGGCAAGUAAGUUUGUUUUCCAAAUUUCUGCAUGCAAAAUGUUUGCAACUUCCGAUGUCUUACCAUCAUUUUGGUUUAACUCAACAGCCCAGGUUCCGCAGACCACCAGGACCCUUUCAACCCCUAACAGCAAUGUAAGAACAUCUGGAUUAGCUGGAUUAACUGAACUUGGCAUGCCGGAAUUGGAAAGAAUGGUAGGUGGUGCUUUGGAUUCUUCCCUCAUCAGUCAAUUAAUGCAAAACCCAUCUAUGAGACAGUUAAUGCAGAAUGUGCUGUCUGACCCCCAGUUCAUGAACCAGGUUCUUGAUUCAAAUCCUCACAUUCAAAACCUGCUGGAGUCCAAUACCCAACUGAGAGAUUUAUUGCUAAAUCCAGAAUCACGUCGUCGGCUGGCUUCCUCGUUAAUGCUAGAGCGACUAGCUAGCCUUCGCCCAUCACUUACAGCACUAUUAGGUGCACAACAAUCAAGCCAGGAACAAACACAAGCUGGUGAUGACUUGGGCACACCGAAUAUUUCUGGUUUGGAGUCGUUGAUGAACUUCUUACCUAGACAUUCUCCUGGUGGUCUUGGUGCUACCAACAACACUGAUGUACCACCUGAAGAACUUUUUGCAACCCAGCUAUCUCAGCUUCAAGAAAUGGGUUUCGGCGAUACACAGGAGAAUAUCCGUGCUUUGACUGCCACUUCCGGAAAUGUCCAUGCUGCAGUUGAACGUCUCUUGCGAAAUCUCGGUCAGUAAAUAUGUGUAUAUCAUGCAGGGGGCUCUUCAUACGAAUUUGUGGUAUACAGGUCUAUGAAAUCUAUUACCCUUGAUUCAUCCAUCAUCUUAAAAGCAAACUACAAGGGGUGAAAAAAAAAAAACACUUCUACAAUCCCAGCUUCUGAUUUUGGCCUGCAGUAAGCAGAUGGUGCUUGAGAGCUGUGAACUUAUGGCUAUUCAAAAAUAUUCUUGUCCUUAUUUCAUCUAAGCCUCCAUUUUGAGCAUUCAAAGAAGUUUGAUAUUUGUAAAUACCAACAUCAGACUGGUCUUGUGAGAGUGUACUUCUCCAGAUAUAUGCAUUAGAACAGUGCUUUUAUGUAUCUUUCCUUCUUUUACAUCUUAUAAAGGUUUGCAGUAAUGUUUGUUUCUUU
Dioscorea cayenensis subsp. rotundata (Guinea yam) is the source of this 2267-nucleotide messenger RNA. Its product is annotated as ubiquitin domain-containing protein DSK2a-like. Gene Ontology annotation, cellular component: cytosol. Bases 184 to 1875 code for a protein of 563 amino acids. Gene Ontology annotation, molecular function: polyubiquitin modification-dependent protein binding. The transcript is spliced from 7 exons. The record is from RefSeq and is a predicted model, not a curated record. Gene Ontology annotation, biological process: ubiquitin-dependent protein catabolic process. Lineage: Eukaryota; Viridiplantae; Streptophyta; Magnoliopsida; Dioscoreales; Dioscoreaceae.